GUAGUCCUUUGUGUGUCCUGUAUUUUCUGGACUACCGAAGUGUCACAGGCAAUCCUGGAUGGCAAACUUCCUGAACAGAAGGCAAAGUGUGACAGACAGAUUGACGACAUUGUUGAUCUUGUUCGUGGUCCGCUCACAAGCGGCGAAAGGCUCACUCUGGGUGCUUUAACCGUACUUGACGUCCACGCCCGCGAUGUCCUAGGCCACCUGGCAGAAAUCCAGGUGAAUUCAAUCACCUCGUUCGAGUGGCUGAGCCAACUGCGUUAUGUUUUCAGUGCCGAAAACAACAACGACGUCUACGUCCAGUUGAUUACCACGGAACUCUGUUAUGGCUAUGAAUAUCUCGGCAACAGCCCCCGGUUAGUCAUUACACCGCUGACCGACAGAUGCUACCGAACCUUGAUGGGUGCUAUAAAGUUGAAUCUCGGCGGAGCACCUGAGGGACCCGCAGGAACUGGGAAAACCGAGACAUCUAAGGUAGGUCGGCUUACGAUAGCAAAUGCCUAG
Dibothriocephalus latus is the source of this 507-nucleotide messenger RNA. NCBI's taxonomy places the organism in Eukaryota, Metazoa, Platyhelminthes, Cestoda, Diphyllobothriidea, Diphyllobothriidae. The record is from the annotation of a GenBank genome assembly.